This is a messenger RNA of Achroia grisella, 2199 nucleotides long. Its product is annotated as D-3-phosphoglycerate dehydrogenase. The transcript has 7 exons. NCBI's taxonomy places the organism in Eukaryota, Metazoa, Arthropoda, Insecta, Lepidoptera, Pyralidae. Bases 32 to 1015 code for a protein of 327 amino acids. Gene Ontology annotation, molecular function: NAD binding; phosphoglycerate dehydrogenase activity. The record is from RefSeq and is a predicted model, not a curated record.
GUAUUAAAAUUUUUUUAUUGACAGAUUAAAAAUGGGGUUAGACAUCAAGUCAGUCCUAAUAGUGGACGGUGUAGGUCAGAACUGUGCCAAAAUUCUGACAUCCCACGGCAUCCCGAAUGUUACUAAAGCUAAAAUAACUAGCGACGAAUUGCUGAAGGAAAUCGGUAACCACGAUGGUUUGGUAGUGAGGUCGGCCUCUCAGGUAACCAAGGAGGUACUUAACGCUGGUACCAAGUUGAAGCUGGUUGCUCGCGCAGGCGCCGGCGUUGAUAAUAUCGACGUGGCUGCAGCAGGGAAGAAAGGGAUCGCAGUUAUCAACGCACCGGGAGCAAACGCACUUAGUGCUUCGGAAUUUACUUGCGGGCUGAUGCUGGCCUUGGCUAGGCACAUCGCCCCAGCUGCUACUGACUUCAAGAACGGGCAAUGGAUGCGGGCCAAGUACACGGGGACUGAACUCCAUGGCAAGACUCUCGGAGUCAUCGGUCUUGGUCGUGUUGGUAGACAAGUGGCUACCCGGAUGAAUGCUUUCGGCAUGAUGGUAAUUGGAGUGGACCCGUUCCUCUCAGCCGCGCAGUGUGAGGAGUUUAACACCACUAAGGUGCAGCUGGAUGAGUUGUGGCCCAUCGCGGACUACAUCACUCUGCAUACUCCCCUUGUUGAGAAGACUAAAAAUCUGAUAAACGCUGAGGUCUUACGUAAAUGCAAGAAAGGUGUGAAGAUCAUUAAUGUGGGUCGUGGAGGACUCAUCAACGAGCAAGACCUGUUGGACGGUCUCAACUCCGGACUGGUUAGUGGGGCAGCCCUGGAUGUUUUUGAACGCGAGCCUCCAAUUGAUCCCGUGACUCUAUUGAUCGUACAGCAUUCUGCUGUACUGUGCACCCCUCAUCUGGGUGCAUCGACUGAAGAAGCCCAAAUACGCGUGGGAGAGGAGAUCGCGGAGCAAAUUGUGAAUCUGGUCAAACCAGGCACGUUUGCUACUCCAAUCGCUGAGAUUACUCGUAUCCUGCGCAAGUAAACAGCCGGAGUUUAAAUUUCUAUCCCUACACGGAGAUCAGAAAUUCAUAAAUGUUGUGUGUUAAGUGUCUAUUUAAACAUCAAUAAAAUGCAUUAGAUCUGAAACAAAAGAUCCUAAUGUAGUCUCAGUACAUGGCAUAUGUAUUAAACUAUUGCUAUUAUCCACAACGAGUGAGAUAAACAUACUGUAGGUUGUAUCCCUAACUCUACCCUUCUUGCCUAUGAACACGAAAUUAAUAUUUACUCGUAUAAUAUAAAGUGAUACUUGUGUGAUUUUUUUAAAUAAGACGGUUAGGGUAAUUUUGAGUGGAAUGGUGACCCUUGUCUAAGCUGCGGCUGUAGCGGGGCGCCAGUGGAGUGAAAGAACGAGUGAAAGAAGAUAGAAGUCUUACUAUUAAAGGCAAUCGAAAUUAAAUUAAAUUAACGUGUCAAACGAUAAAAUAUUAUUCGAACUUAAAUAUUACAGGAAAUUAAUUAAAAAGGCCAAAAAUAUAUUUUUUAUAUGAUUUUCGACUUUACACAUAUAUAUUAGGUGCGUUUUAGAUUUUAUCACAAUUACAUUCACAGGUUAGCCUGCGUGUUACUUAGGCCUAUUUGGACUAAUUCCUGGUUUUUAGGGCGGACCAUCUAAAGGUCGACCAGGAUUGCAAGCAAUGGGACCAAUAGUCUCCAUUACUCGCAAUUUCUUCAACCCAUUUUAUUAUAGGUUAGUUGGAUAGGUAUUGUAAAGGUUAGUAGGUGAACACUAUUACUAAAUUACCAAAGUAUCUGCGUAUACUGUUACGACUCUCUUAUUAUUCUUUCUAUUUUGUCUUAUAAGUUGUUUUCUGAUAUUUUCACUAUUAUUAUAUAAAAUUAGUUUAUUAAAAUAAAAAUCUGGACAGAAAUCAAGAAUGUUUUAAAUCAAUUAGGUAUUAUUAAUUAUUAUUUCUACUGUGAAUCUUACUUGUAUUAUUUAGGUCGUUCUCAAUCCCAAGACAAUAAGUAGAUAUAUUAUAUACUCGUACCUAAGUAUAUACCUUUGUCAUCGCAAUUAAAUAUCACUUGAAUGCAGGGAUUAUUAUAUUUUGUCUUCUUAACUUUUAAGUAUUACUUAUUUAUUAACACAUAAUGUCUUACAAUGUUCUACCGAUUACGAACCUAUAUAUGGUACCUAUCUAUAGAAAUAAAACUGUGUAUCCGAAA